This is a messenger RNA of Cooperia oncophora, 1359 nucleotides long. NCBI's taxonomy places the organism in Eukaryota, Metazoa, Nematoda, Chromadorea, Rhabditida, Trichostrongylidae. The record is from the annotation of a GenBank genome assembly.
AUGAAUCCAUUUGCUCCUAUAAGAAACAUCGAUGGUCUAUCAAACAAGUACACGGACAAUCUCUUCGAAUAUGCAGCGCGACCCUUCUGUACUCAAGCACUGCCCAGAUGUGGAUCCAAGUACCUAUUUUGUGACCUUUCCCAUGGCCAACCACGUUGUGCAGCUAAAGUGAGAAUAGGAGGCACAUGUACUGGCUUUGUCAGCGGAGAGAAUCCAUGCUACAAUGGUGCUUGUAUGGGAGGACGAUGUGUAGCUGCGGAAGGAAUUCUACCAACACCGCCACCACGUCCCAUUACAACGUUGGCUCCAGUUGUUGUUGCUCCACAGGAGACGUGCUUCAACGAGAACCAGUGCUGUGCCCCAUGGGCAGCAACCGGUGAAUGCACUCGAAACGAGCCCUACAUGAGCGAAUGGUGCAAAGCUAGUUGUGGCCUUUGCAGAACGCAAUAUAAGCUGGUUGACGAUUGCUCUGAUCGUCACAAGAACUGCAAGACAUGGGCGAGUUCAGGCGAAUGUCAGAAGAAUGUCCUAUGGAUGACGGAAAAUUGCAGAAGUUCAUGUGGGAAAUGUGGACAGACAAGAGCUCAAGCUUGUGGUGGAGGUGCAGCAGGUACGCAUCCUUUGCCACGACUACAGUCGUUCCACAGCAGCCGACAUGUAAAGCAACAGAAGGAUGCUACAACGAAAACGUAUGCUGCGCGUAUUGGAGUUUGCUUCGGUGAAUGCCGUAAAACGCCUGCUUGGAUGGCCUGCAAUUGCAGAGUUUCAUGCGGUCACUGUACUCCUUUGGAUUACCCAUAUGGAUCUUGCUUUGAUUAUCAUCGUGAUUGCUCUGGAUGGGCUCGACAGGGUGAAUGCGAGAAGAACCCGUGGAUGUCGGAAAAUUGCCGUGCGUCGUGCAGAACAUGUUACUCACAAUGGGAUCUCAGAAGGAUGUGUCGUGGUGCUGUUGGUACCGUGGCGCCAGUUGCAACAAAUCGUCCGCAAUCAAUCGCCCGCCUCCUGCCUGGCAACCAAGCUUUCAAGGUGGUGGAGGUGGUGGAUUCGGGUUCGAAGACUUUAGCGGUGGCAUGGGAGGUCUCAUGGAUUGGGGAAAUGGAGGCGGAGGAGGUGGAUUCGGAAAUGGAUGGGGUGGACCGCCACCAAUGUUCCGACAACCACUCCCGACGUUUACGUGGUUCCGAAGAAGGGCAAAAAGGGAUUGAUGUGGUUACUCUUGAAUUUGUGUCAAACACGGUUAGCUAUGAAAGGGUUUUUAGAUGUUGCGCUUUGUUGCUUAUCAUUUUUACUCAUUUACUCAUUGCCGUUCUAAAGCCUUAUGAGAGUGGCUCAAUGAGCCGCAAAGUGCAUUUGCUUUGA